CACUCACGAGCCCGGAGGUUUCGUGGCCGGCCGCGUUCCGCCCGCUCCCGGAGCACCAGGACUUCCCCUGCGCGCCUGCGGCCCGGCUCCGCCAGACGCCGCUCCGCCCGACGGCGACAUGGGCGUCCCCCGAGCCCCGGAGGCCAGCGGCCGGCGCUGGAGGCCCGUGCUCCUGGCUCUCUUCCUGGCUGCCUCCCGAGGUCUGGUGGCAGCCUUCAAGGUCGCCACACCAUAUUCCUUGUACGUGUGUCCCGAGGGGCAGAACGUCACCCUCACCUGCAGGCUCUUGGGCCCUGUGGCCAAAGGGCACGACGUGACCUUCUACAAGACAUGGUACCGCAGCUCGUGGGGCGAAGUGCAGGCCUGCUCAGAGCGCCGGCCCAUCCGCAACCUCACAUUCCAGGACCUUCACCUGCACCACGGUAGCCACCAGGCCGCCAACACCAGCCAGGAUCUGGUCCAGCGCCACGGGCUGGAGUCGGUCUCCGACCACCAUGGCAACUUCUCCAUCACCAUGCACAACCUGACCUCGCUGGACGGUGGCCUCUACUGCUGCCUCGUGGUGGAGAUCAGGCACCACCACUCGGAGCAGAGGGUCCACGGGGCCAUGGAGCUACAGGUGCAGAGAGGCAAAGAAGCACCAUCCAAGUGCAUCGCGUACCCACCCUCCCCCAGGGAGAGUGAAAACAUCACGGCUGCUGCCCUAGCUACGGGCGCCUGCAUCGUGGGCAUCCUCUGCCUUCCCCUCAUCCUGCUCCUGGUCUACAAGCAAAGGCAGGUGGCCUCCAACCGCCGUGCCCAGGAGCUGGUGCGGAUGGAAAGCAACACUCAAGGAAUUGAAAACCCCGGCUUUGAGGGCUCUCCACCCUCGCAGGGGAUGCCGGAGGCCAAGCCCAGGCCCCCACUGUCAUACGUGGCCCAGCGGCAGCCGUCAGAGUCUGGGCGGCACCUGCUCUCGGAGCCCAACACUCCUCUCUCUCCACCAGGCCCCGGGGAUGUCUUCUUCCCAUCCCUCGAACCUGUCCCUGACUCUCCAAACUCUGAGACUGUCUAGGGUGCCAGUGAGCAGUUGCGGCUGGGCCUGGGGCAGGUGCAUUUGAGCCAAGGCUGGCCCUCUGAGUGGUCCCUUGGCCUCGGCCUUGAUUUCCUGCCUCCUGCUCUGAGCCCAGACUCUUUGAGAUACCCCUAAUGGCUAGACCCUAAACCCCUCUGGAUGCUACAUGGCAGAAGGGAGAAGGUGUUGGAUGGCUCAGCCCCUGUUUCAAGGAUGAUGGGGUGCUAGGAUCCCACCUCAGAGACCUCAAAUUCAUCAGCUACAGAUGCCAAAUGAUCUAGAAGCCCCCAAAUUUCCAGCUCUAUGGCAGCCUCUCUCCCUGGGAUAUGAGCCUUGGGACCUGACGGCAUAGAUGGGACAAGAUGGGCACUGGGUAAACCCCCCAGUGGCACCCUCCCAGGCAUGAGACAUAGAUGUCUCAGGACAAGAUGUGGAGGGACUCCUCCCCACUGUGGUGGACCCGGCUCCCCCAUCUCUCCUGAGGCUGCCCCUCUGUCAGACUCACUCUUUGUAACCAUGGGACUCUGGGGCUGGGCCUGCCUGCUGCUGGGCCAUGGGAGCGUUCCCCAGCUGCCUGCUACUAGCAACCUCUCUGAGGAGCUGUCAACAGGUUAAGCAAAUCUGGGGCUCCCACUGCCUGCACUCUGGUCCCCAGAGUUCACUGGCCAGAGGCCCCGAAACAGGAAGUACACACUGGGGCACGGUGGCCACUGUGAACCAACUGGCAUGUUGGGCAAUGGAGGCCAGGCCGGAGGUUGCACUGCCCACCGCAGAUGGGGGUGAGGGAGGGUCGGUGGGGCCUUCUGGGAAGGUGAGUGGAGAGGGCUCCACCUCCCUGCCCUCCCCAUCCCCCACCUCCACUGCUCACUGUGGUCAAAAGAGAGGGUGACCACAUAAUGUACUGUUCCAACUGUGACACUUCUGAGUGUGAAGAGGGGGUGCUAUUAAAAACUACAUGGGCCACAGAUGCAAACCCUGUGGAUGGAUGUUAAGAGCUGAGUUAAAUCCCUACUCUGCUUCUGAGGUGCCUGAGGCCUAGGGGCCCAUCCUCCCCCACCCCCAGUCUGUGCUCUUCCCUUCCAGUCAGUCUGUGCUGAGUCUUCCCUGCAGAGUGACCUGUCAGGUGGGAGGAGCGGGGCGUGUACAUGGAAGGUUUGUGCCCGCUCUGCUCUGGACCCUCUGCUCCCAUCUCCUGCUUCAGGGCGUGACCUGAUUUGUUUUUAUACACAUACACAAGGAGAGCCCUUUGUGGAAUUUUGAUUAAAGGGUUUUAAAGCAUG
Messenger RNA from Ceratotherium simum simum (southern white rhinoceros), 2334 nucleotides. RefSeq names its product V-set immunoregulatory receptor (gene VSIR). Lineage: Eukaryota; Metazoa; Chordata; Mammalia; Perissodactyla; Rhinocerotidae. Gene Ontology annotation, biological process: regulation of immune response; negative regulation of alpha-beta T cell activation. Gene Ontology annotation, cellular component: plasma membrane. The record is from RefSeq and is a predicted model, not a curated record.